Marchantia polymorpha subsp. ruderalis is the source of this 1990-nucleotide messenger RNA. The record is from the annotation of a GenBank genome assembly. Lineage: Eukaryota; Viridiplantae; Streptophyta; Marchantiopsida; Marchantiales; Marchantiaceae.
AGGGUACGAGACUCUGCCGUCUUUGUAUAAAGAUCUGAAUGCACAAAUCGAGGAAUCUGUGAAGAGCAAGUUCAUGGUUGACAAAUCGGGCCUUCAUGUGAAGAAGAAUGCCUGCACUUGUCGUGUCUUGAUCGCGCUCUCAUUCCUGUGGCUCGAGGCCGGCAGCAGGCAAAUUGAUUGCAGGAGUGCGAGCAUCGUCGAUGGGAGUUUUGCAGGCCCGAGGGUAGAGUGAGAGUGAGGCGGGAGCUGAAGAGUCGGAGGCGAUGGCAGUCCAGGAAGGGGAAAUUCGAGAGGAGGAAGAAGAUGAGGCUAGAGUAGGGUCUCGGAAGAGGAAGGGAGCUCCGAGAAGAUUGGGGAAAAGGAAGGAGCCGACGGCUGCUGUACAGGAGGAGUGGAGAUGGCCCUACUGCUCUCGCUAUAGAUCCACAUGCUUUCUGGUCAUGGGAUUUGCGUUUCUGCUUCGCGUUCUGGUGUCUUUGCAUUCUUACUCCGGGGCGGGUACUCGGCCAAAGUUUGGAGACUAUGAAGCGCAGCGGCAUUGGAUGGAAAUCACCGUCCAUACUCCGGUUGCAGAGUGGUAUCGGAACACAACAGAUAAUGAUUUGACUUGGUGGGGUCUGGACUAUCCGCCUGUCACUGCGUAUCAAAGUUUCGUCCACGGUUGGAUGAUUCACGCUGUUGAGCCCGAAGCCGUUGCUCUUCAUAGCUCUCGUGGUUAUGAAUCCCCCAGCAGCAAGAUCCUGAUGCGUUGGACGGUGUUGUCAUCGGACAUGCUUGUGUUCUUUCCUGCAGCUCUGUGGUUCAUCAACGAAUUCUACUCAAAGUACCGUGAGAAACAGAGGGUUUGGGCCUUAGCUAUGGUCCUUCUGCACCCAGCUCUCAUGCUUAUUGAUCAUGGACAUUUUCAGUACAAUUGCAUAAGUCUGGGACUAGCUAUUGCGGCAGCUGCAGCAGUUAUCUCGGAAAGGAGGUUACUGGCGUGCGUUCUGUUUUCUUUGUCCCUCAAUCAUAAACAGAUGAGUGCCUACUAUGCUCCAGCAUUUCUUGCACAUCUCUUAGGGAGGUGUUUUCAAAGCAAAAACCUUUUCCAAGCUCUAUUUGGAGUCAUCGAGUUGGGGAUCACUGUAAUAUUAACAUUCACGGUGUGCUGGUGGCCUUAUUUGGAAUCAAAAGAAACUGCCCUAGAGUUACUGUCCCGACUAGCUCCUAUGCAGCGUGGAUUAUAUGAGGACUAUGUCGCGAACUUUUGGUGUGGCACGGCGAUGUUGUUCAAGUGGAAGCAACAAUUCGCAAUGGGCACUUUGGCGAAACUUGCUCUAGGGGCAACUAUCUCCGCAUGCCUUCCGUCAAUGGUGCAACAAAUAUAUGCACCCAGUCGAAAGGGCUUCGUAUAUUCCAUGCUGAACUGUUCUUUGGCAUUUUAUUUCUUUUCGUACCAAGUUCACGAGAAGUCUGUUCUCCUUCCUGUAAUUCCAGUGAGUUUGCUGGCGAUCGAGGAGCCUCAAGUUGUGCAGUGGUUCAUACCAUUCGCAACCUUUUCGAUGCUACCUCUUCUCCUUCGAGAUGGGCUGCUUCUGCCAUAUAUUGCCCUCAUGUUGCUGUUCUUCCUCAUCUCGAGGUUCCCAACGUACUCAUUCGAGAGAAGUGUAGCAACUUCCCAUCCGCGUCUAACAAGACAGUUGCCGACAGGGUUCGUAGUUAGUUCAGUUUUGGGGGCUGGAGUGUUGCACCUGAUGUACUUUGGGCUUCAGCCUCCAAGGAGGUACCCAUAUCUUUUCGAGGCCCUGAUAAUGGCCUACACUUUCGCCCAUUUCGUUCCUUUAGCUCUCUAUAUGAACUGGAAACAGUGGUCGCUGCCCAGAGAUGUCACCGUAAAGCAGAAAUUGGUCUAAAGGCAGCCAAACAAACUCUUUCAACCGCAGAAAGAGAAUCCUUUUUGAUUGUUUGGAUAUAAAUGAAUAACUCUAAAAGAACCUCUCUAUUGAACCUC